GGGUCAAAAAUACACAGGAGCUGCAAAUCAGAAACUCAGCAGACCUGCGCAACUUUCUAACAAGCAGUUUUUUUUUACUACUUUGACUUGAGUCUGGUCGCUGCAAAGAUGACCACAGCCGUGGUAUCGCCUUUCUUCGACUUCGAAGUAAUGAACAAGAACAACAAACUGCUCAGCUACAACAAUAACCUGGGUGCCCCCCAUCCCAUGUCUGUCCCUUGCACUGGCACCAAUAUGCCCAUCUCCAGCCCCACCGGAGCCCUGCUGGACAGGAAAGCGGUGGGAUCUCCCUCGGUGGGAGGUGUGUACCAGCGGCGGCACUCGGUCAGCAGCACAAAGUUCAGUCAGAACCAGUUUCUGAACAGCCUGAAGGCAGCGGACCACUCCUCACUCAUCUCAGGGGUUGGCAAUGCCAGCAACAACAAGGAGAACCGCCUGCGAGACCGCUCCUUCUCUGAGACAGGUGAGAGGCUCAUCAACAAGUGCCUUGGCCCAGCCAGUCCCACCAGCGGCAGUAGCCAAGUGAACUCCAGCCGAUACAAGACGGAGCUUUGCAGGCCCUUUGAGGAGAAUGGUUCCUGCAAAUAUGGCGACAAAUGCCAGUUUGCUCAUGGAAUCCAUGAACUGCGCAGCCUGAGCCGCCAUCCCAAAUACAAAACUGAGCUGUGCCGCACCUUCCACACCAUCGGUUUCUGCCCCUAUGGGCCACGCUGCCAUUUCAUCCACAAUGCUGAGGAGCGCCGUGGACCUCCCCAGCAGUCCUCCCCUCUAAACCCUUCCAACAAGAUGGAAAGGCCUCGACUGCAGCACAGCUACAGCUUCGCAGGCUUCUCCAGCUCAGCUGGGCUGAGAGACAGCCCCACCUCGGUCACCCCUCCACCCAUGUUCUUCCCUGAUGAAGGCGCCGACUGGCCCAGCAGUAACCCCUUCACCUACUCCAGCCAGGAGCUGGCCAACCUGUUUGGGCCCAGCCUCAGUACUGGUCCUGUAGGCACAGAGCCCAACACCCCUGCACCUCCCUCUCCAACAAGCACACCUUACUAUUUCAGACCCAUGUUGGAGUCCCCUCAGAUGUUCGAGUCUCCAUCCAGCCCUCCUGACUCUCUGUCAGACCAAGAGGGCUACCAGAGCAGCUCUGGAGGCAGCCUGAGUGGCUCCGAGUCCCCCACGCUGGACACCACCCGCCGCCUUCCCAUCUUCAGCCGCCUCUCCAUCUCUGAUGACUAAACUGCAUGCACCCACCAAUGACUUUAAGUUUGAUGACACAAAGAGAACACGGCACUCCCCUCUACCUCUGCCCCUUUCCUUAGCCUCCCUGUCUUCCCUUACACAACACACCGUGUUAGUUUCUUGUUAGCAUUAUAAGGAUGUAGUCAAUUAAGGGAACUAAAAUUAUCAUUUCAUCCCGGUUAAUCCACACAGCAAGUUUUAAAAAGUAACCUGCCAUGUGUCAUAGUGCCAAAAAGGAGAGGAAAUUGAACAAUGAAAAUCAUGAGAACAAGAAAUGACUGUUUUGCCAGGUGCCACUUUUUUUUUUUUUUUUUUUUGUUUUUUUUUUUUUUUUUUUCAUUUGUUCUUGAAUGUGUAGCAGCACAAGUGGCCUUGGAAAGGGGAGUGCAUUGCACUAGCCCCCAGCCCCCCUCCCUGCCUCUCCCCUCCCUGACGAUACCACUUCCCCCGAGCUAGCUAGAGGGUGCUCACUAACGUAACUGUAGAUCUACCGCAGCCGUUUUUACAGACUGAGUUGAGACAAAAGGAAAAAAAAAAAAAAUAACAGACCCUGAAAAGAUAUGAAUAGUUUUUAAAAAGAAAAAAAGAUAAAAGUGCCUGGGGCGGUUUCUGCAUGUGUUUAGGGUGAAUGGACUACUGUUUGUUUUUGGUUCUUUCGCAUUUGCCCCCCCUCCACCCCCCCUGUCACGGUUCUUCUCAAGCCCCGUCUUAUGUAAUUGUGGACUGGGUGAGUCUGCAGGAAGGACUUUGAACUGGAAGUUGGUUAUGUC
Messenger RNA from Seriola dumerili (greater amberjack), 2000 nucleotides. It is a transcript of the gene zfp36l1a, whose product is annotated as mRNA decay activator protein ZFP36L1-like. The coding region runs from base 109 to 1227 and encodes 372 amino acids. Lineage: Eukaryota; Metazoa; Chordata; Actinopteri; Carangiformes; Carangidae. Gene Ontology annotation, molecular function: mRNA binding; metal ion binding. The transcript has 2 exons. The record is from RefSeq and is a predicted model, not a curated record.